CCCUACGUUGGCGUACGUGCGCGCUCCCCCAACAAAUCGAACGCAUUUAUUUCCAGAAGCAAAAUGCCUCCGCGCGCCCUCGCACGUCAGUGUUUGCCAUUGUUGUAAGAAUGCCAGCCAAGGACGGCAGCUACGCUGUGUAGGAGGAGCUAGCGGCGUGUUUCCGCUAAAGAACAGGCCUAGGCGGUGAUCUAUGCAGCCCUACUGUUAGUUACCAGCGGCCGGACAGUUGGGAGCUAACACAGGAAAUUGCUUAACUACAGUUUACUGCGGCUUUAUUACCAAGGGGAGCCGUGAGUUAACCUUUCGGAUUCGGGAACAAGAACGGGCGACGGCAGCUGGACCGUUUGAGCGAUGGAAGCCGAGUUUUGGGAAAUCGACGAAAAUGGGAUUUGGAACUCCGUAUAUGAGGUUGGAACUGUCUGAUGAUCAUGGAGAUUCGCCAGCAGUCUUGUGAAUUACCCUGCAAGGUUGCCAAAUUUCCCGAAAACAAGAAUCGGAACCGUUAUAGGGACGUCAGCCCCUUUGACCACAGCAGAAUAUGCCUACAGCUUGGUUCAAAUGACUACAUUAAUGCCAGCCUAAUAACUGCAGAAGAGGCACAGAGAAAUUAUAUUCUUACUCAGGGACCCCUUCCAAGUACAUGUGGUCAUUUCUGGGAGAUGGUGUGGGAACAAAGGACCCGCGGUGUUGUGAUGCUGAACCGGGUCAUAGAGAAAGGCUCUAUCAAGUGUGCCCAAUAUUGGCCCCACAGAGAGGAGAAAGAUGCCAUCUUUGAAGAUACCUACUUCAAGGUUACUCUUGUCUCAGAGGACAUCAAAUCAUACUACACAGUCCGGCAGCUGGAGUUGGAAAACCUGUCUACUCAACAGACUCGUGAAAUUUUACAUUUUCACUACACCACCUGGCCUGACUUUGGGGUACCAGAGUCUCCCGCAUCCUUCCUUAACUUCCUCUUUAAGGUGCGAGAAUCGGGCUGUCUGAAUUCAGAGCACGGACCGGUGGUGGUGCACUGCAGUGCUGGUAUUGGACGCUCUGGUACCUUUUGUCUCGUGGACACCUGCCUUUUAUUGAUGUCCCUUCGUAAAGACCCGUCUUCAGUGCGUAUUCGCGAUGUGCUGCUGGAGAUGCGGCGUUAUCGAAUGGGUUUGAUACAAACUGCAGAUCAGCUUCGCUUCUCCUACCUUGCUGUCAUUGAAGGUGCCAAGUACAUCAAAGGAGACACAUCUCUCCAGGAGUCAUGGAAAGAGCUCUCAAAUGAGGAAGACGAUCCUCCAGAGUUCACCCCUCCCCCUCCUCUUCCUCCUCCCAGAGGCCCUCACAACGGCAGAGUGCCGCCAUCUUUUUUCCCAGAUAAUGUAGACUUCAUCCAACGUGUGGAAACUUCCCAACAGGGGUCUUCACAAGACACAGAGCUGCGAAAAAGAAACCCAGUUGUCCCGGAGCCUCCUCCUGACAAGGGGGAUCUGCUGGAUGGGCAUGUGGGAAUCCAAGAUCUAACCCCCAGCGCUCCGAACAAAUCCCAGCAGCAGGAGGGGACGGAGGAGUUGUCGGACAGACCGGAGCAGCCAAAGGGAAACAGUCCUAUGCCGGGGGCUUGGUCCCCUCUAACAGUCCACGUGUGCCUGUGCACAGCACUGGCUCUCAGUGCUUAUAUCUGCUAUCGCGUCUAUUUCCACUGAUGUCUGUCCUUUCUUCUUCCUUUCGUUUUUAUGUUCCAUGAUGUCGCAAAGUGGACUUGGCUGGCCAGUCAGCCUGCUUUGACUCUGUAAGUGGUGGUUGGCGAUACUUUGGCGCUGAGCUAAUUCAGGUUCACCUGUGAUAAUGUUGUAAAUGGUCAGCUGCCACUCUUUACCCAAACGUUCUUUCUGUAUGCCAUCUCGAACGCUCAGGGCCUCGGUUUUUCAGGCGCCACAUCUCAGUCGUGUGUGUGUGCCGACCCAAACGCAGACUCCCCAUAAAACACACGUCAGUCUGCUAAGGUGAAGGGGUUUGCAUUGGGACUGCUGGUCUGACCACCAGGACCAGUGAACCCUGGCUAAUUUACAUGCAUCUUCUUUCUUAUUUACCAAAAUGACACCUUUGAAUGUUUUUCCAUUUUUAUACUAAACUCAUUUAGUAGUACAGACUGAUCAUGAUUUUGCUUGAGCUUGACUGAAAACAUGUCACUAACGGGAGAAGUUUUCUUCAAGCAGUUGAGUGAAACUACAAAAAAAAAUCCAGUUUGCUCCCAGUAACUGAAGGAAAGUGUGGAUUUUACACACUACUUGGCUCUGUUUGGCAGGUUGGGUAUGCUUUUUUUUCCCAUUUGUACAUUUUUGAAUCUGCUCAGUGAAAACUAUGAAUGCAACAUUUACAGUAAGUUUGAUAAUAGAUGCAGAAAGGCGCCUCCUAGAGUCGGGGCUGUCUCUCCGUUUUCUCCUCCUGGUACCUCGACAGUGACGCCUGAAACAACAUUGUGCAGGGAUAAGGUGACGUGUCUCCGCCACUUUCCAGGCAGAAUCGGUUUCAUCCUGAGAUGGAAUCCAACACAUGGCUUUAGAUACUGUCUGUAGUUUCACAGUAGAUGUAAAAUGUGUAACCUUCACCUGCAGGUAGCUGUCAGACACAAAGUAGCUCACACCCAGCUCCAUAUGCUAGCAAUAAAAGUAACUCAGACGUGGUGUCCUUCACACGUGCAUCUCAUAAAUAGAAGAUAUCACAAUAUUUAUUUAUUUUAGUAAUUUUAGAUCAAAAAGCCAAACUCACUUAACAUAGAUUCAUCGCACACCGAUAUAUUCCAACUGCUCCUUCGUGGUGAUUUUGAUGAUUAUCUCUCGGGUCCUAAAAACACAACAUUCUGUUUUUCAGGCAAUGAAAUUACCAGUAAAGAAUAAUAAAAAUGGAUUUUUAAUACAGAAAUGUGGGCACACUGAAAAGCAUGUCCAUGUACUGUACAGGAUAUGUCCUCAGAACUUGGUCGCAAGCCAUGUUGCAUGAAUUGGAUCAACCUGUCAUCCUCUUCUUGACAAAUGCCACAUUUUCUCUGGGCCUUAAAUCAUGUGAGUUUACUCAUCAAUCAAGCAGUGAUACCUUGAAAGGUUCUUAAGUUCCCUGAUAGAUGGUUGCGCUGACUUUGGAUUUGAUAAAACCCAGCGGACCAGCACCAACUGUGGAAACCUCACACUGGAGGAACCUGUGCCUCUCCACUCUCCCUUUAGAUUCUGGGACCCUAAUUUCCAAAUAAAAUGGAUGUUUCUUAUGUUGUCCCUGAUUCAGCAGUGACUUAUCACAAAGGAUGUGACAGUUUCAACCCAUGUACUUUACACAUCUGUGUGUGGUGGCUCUUAAAGCUCUAACUGCAGCUGCAGUCCACACACGAGUCUCCUACAAUCUCCAAUAGGCUUUGCUUCAGAAUCCUCUCAAGACUGCUUCUCUACUUAUUGCUUGUGCUUUUUCUACCACUCUUUAUCCUUCCACCUAGUUUUCCAUUAAUACACAUUGACAUAGCUCUCUCUUUUGGGUCUAACCAAGUGCCAGUGACUAUUUGCAAGACAGCAGUCGUCCCUGUAAUUGUGUAGUCCAUAACAUGACAUUUCUGUAUUAAAAAUCCUUUUUUUUAUGGGUCUGAUAUGUUCUUAUUCUCUGAGAUGCUAAAUUUUGGGUUUUUCUUGUUAAGUCAUAAUCAUCAAAGUUAACAAUGAAAUGCUUGGGAUACAUCACUCUGUGUAUUAUGACUCUAUAUAGUAGUUUCACUUUGUGAGUUGAAGUCCUGAAAUAAAUGAACUUAUUCUAAUUUGAGAGGUACAUGUAGGUCUCUGAGAAUGAGUGUGGGACCAGGGAUUUUAAAACUUAACCAAAAUAAAAAAAUCAAACACCAGCACAGGGAUGAAAAGGACGCACUGUUCUGAUUAUUAAUGUGUCAUAGAGUGAGCCUGAGCUGGCCGUGUUCUUCUGUACGAUUGUUUUUUUAAAGCAUGCAGCGUUUGUGAGUCACCAGGUUUGUCCAAAUAAGAGAUUAGUUAAGCUGCUACCAUUCGUUUACCUUUGGGACGAGACAGUUCAGCUCUUUGUCCGACGGCUGUACCUUUCUUUAGAAUGUAUGAACGUCCUCUCCACGGGAUGCACCCUUAUUAAAUUUUUAUAUAAGCAUAUAUAUUUUAGAUCAGGUUUAAGUGUGCUGACUUCCUUUUCUGCUUUAACGGAUUAAACCUCAGCACUUGUGCAGUAAUUGCACCAGGUUUUCCCAUUUUCUAUACGUAUGCUGGGCUUAGAAACAUAUUUUUUUAUUUACAUUUGUUUUCAUUUUUAAAUAAAGAAAACAAAAAAGUG
Molecule: messenger RNA, 4311 nt
Organism: Girardinichthys multiradiatus
Lineage: Eukaryota; Metazoa; Chordata; Actinopteri; Cyprinodontiformes; Goodeidae
Gene: ptpn1
Product: protein tyrosine phosphatase non-receptor type 1
Exons: 10
Coding region: 426-1682 (418 amino acids)
Biological process (GO): protein dephosphorylation
Molecular function (GO): protein tyrosine phosphatase activity
Source: RefSeq, a predicted model, not a curated record